Notodromas monacha is the source of this 844-nucleotide messenger RNA. Lineage: Eukaryota; Metazoa; Arthropoda; Ostracoda; Podocopida; Cyprididae. The record is from the annotation of a GenBank genome assembly.
AUGGUUGUUGCUGCAGUGGCUGAUGCUGAGCCUGCAGGUGGUGCACGCAGUGAUUUAAAGGCCCCAUCUGGCCUUGAUGAAGUCCUGGACCAGUUGCAGGGGUCGCCAGGUGCCAUGGCCAAGUUGUUUGGUGAUGAUGAGGCAGACAUGGGUGAUAGGGAGUCAGCAGCAGGCAGGAAGCGAAACAUGCCAAGAGCAGCAGGGACAGCAUCAAUGGCAGGCAGCUGAUACAAGAUCCGGACUUGGAUCUGCCCCUCGGGCUGCUUGACAGUGCUUGGUCGCAACCAGCAGCAGCAGCAGCAGAAUAAAGAAGAAAAGGUGGCACGCAUGUGCUGGCACACGGCGCAGCGGAAACUGGGCAAACGGGUGCUGGCUGACCCAAGCCGGAAGCAGGACUUUCUCCGGUGUCUCUACGGUGGCUGCAAUGCGGACGUGCCAUCACACUUGGCCCGUUCGGGUGCUAUUGCUGCCGGUGCUGGUGGAGCCACAUCAGCUGUGCUGGUCAUCAGCGCAGUAGUCUCAAUAUUCGGAGGCUGCUGCUGAUGUGCCCAAGAUCAGACAGACCUCAUCCACCAGCAGUUUCUUCUGGGGGUGGAAUUUAAGGCUUGAAAAAUUUAUAAUGGCCCGUUAUUUUAUCCCAAUUUGCUCUUCGGUAUUAAGCCUUGUAUCAUAUCAUCAUCGUCAUCAUUUCCACUGAUGCUCUUUGGGUCUAUUGAAUGGAUCCAGCUGCAUGAUAUUUUACAUGCACGUGGUUGCAGUAUUUCAUAAACAGUCGAACCUCUUCACGUCAAAUUUCUAAGGACCGGCGGAUUCGAGUAAAGGAAGUUUUGACUUGAGGCAACAA